Molecule: messenger RNA, 1362 nt
Organism: Hydractinia symbiolongicarpus
Lineage: Eukaryota; Metazoa; Cnidaria; Hydrozoa; Anthoathecata; Hydractiniidae
Exons: 2
Coding region: 1-1362 (453 amino acids)
Source: RefSeq, a predicted model, not a curated record
AUGUAUAUUCGUGAGGAUAUAAGUUACCAACGACGGUAUGAUCUAGAAACUGAAGGAAUUGAAGGUAUCUGGAUGGAAAUUCUUAUUCCUAACACAAAAUCAAUUUUAUUAUGUUCAGUAUAUAAACCCCCUGAUAACUCAAAGUACAUCGACAUAAACUUCGACGCAAAACUUAAUGACAUGAUAACAACCGUUACGGAUGAAGGUAAAGAAUGCUUAAUUACCGGUGAUCUAAAUUGUAACUAUUUGAAACCAAACGACCAUGUCGAUAUAAAAGAUAUUUUUGCUACUAAUGGUUUUAAACAAAUGAUAAAAGAAGCAACGAGAAGUAUUAGUAAAACGUUAAUCGAUAUCUUUUUGACAACAGAUUCAACAAAAAUAUCAAAAUCUUUUGUUGAUGCCAACUCCAUCAGUGACCACGACCUUGUGGGAAUUGUUCGUAAAAUGCAUGUAAAGAAAUACGCUUCUCGUAAAUUGUUUACUCGUGAUUAUUCAAAAUUUAACAAGGAUCUUUUUAAGAAUGAACUUAGAAAUGUGCCGUGGAAAAAUUGCUUUGUUGAAGAUAAUAUGAAUUCAUCAUGGAACUUGUUCAAACAUUAUUUGACAAUUGUUAUCAACAAACAUGCACCAUUAGUUGAAAGGAAAAUUCGAGGUAUGCAGAAUCCUUGGAUGUCGAGAGAUAUUAAAACGAAAAUAAACACUCGUGAUUAUUAUCUCCGUUGUGCAAAACGUACAAAUAGUGAAAAUGACUGGUCAAGUUACAGAAGAGUGCGAAAUCUCGUGUCGUAUCUCAUUCGACAAGCAAAAGCAAAACAUAUCCGCUCACUUUUUCGGGAGAACGGUACCAGCCCGAAAUACUUCUGGAAGCAAAUCAAAAGUCGAUCUACACUUGUAAAUUCCAUCCCAUCUAUCACGAAUUUAACAUGGUUGCCAUUUAAUGGAUCCUUUUAUCUAACUAACGUCAAUCCACAACAUUUAUCAUUCAAGUUCCAACAUGUUGAAAUUUCAGAGUCGAGCAAAGUGUUGAAAGAAAUUAAUUCAUCAAAAGCUUCCGGUAUUGACGAUCUCCCAGCUUUACUUAUAAAGGAUGCAGCUGAGGAACUAGCAGCACCGCUAUCAUUUUUGAUUAAUCACAGUUUCAAAUCUGGCAUUUUUCCAACGAUCGAAAAGACUGCCAAAGUAACACCUAUAUACAAGUCAGAAGCAAAACAUUUGUUCUCAAAUUAUCGUCCAAUAUCCGUCCUCAACGUGAUAUCGAAAUUAGUUGAAAAAAUUGCCUCUGAUCAACUAUCACAGUACUUUGAAUCGAACGGCCUCUUCAGUCCUUAUCAAUAUGGCUUCCGUAAGAAAAGAUCCACAUAG